This is a messenger RNA of Thlaspi arvense, 1881 nucleotides long. Lineage: Eukaryota; Viridiplantae; Streptophyta; Magnoliopsida; Brassicales; Brassicaceae. The record is from the annotation of a GenBank genome assembly.
AUGUUGUUGUUGGAAUUAAAGUUUGGGGGAAGGAUGUCUAUGAUCGACGAGCCUCUGUACCCUAUCGCUGUGCUUAUAGACGAGCUAAAGAACGAUGACAUUCAGCUUAGAUUGAACUCAAUCAGGAGGCUUUCCACGAUCGCUCGUGCUCUGGGAGAGGAGAGGACCAGGAAGGAGCUGAUCCCUUUUCUCAGUGAAAACAACGACGACGAUGACGAGGUGCUGCUUGCGAUGGCUGAAGAGUUGGGAGUGUUUAUUCCUUAUGUCGGAGGCGUCGAGCAUGCGCAUGUUCUGCUUCCGCCUCUGGAGACUCUCGCCGCCGUUGAGGAAACCUGCGUGAGGGAGAAAGCUGUGGAGUCGCUCUGCAGAGUUGGUUCUCAGAUGAGGGAGAGCGACUUGGUCGAUCAUUUCAUACCGUUGGUUAAGCGACUUGCAGCUGGUGAAUGGUUCACAGCCAGAGUUUCGGCUUGUGGAGUUUUCCAUAUUGCAUACCCAAGCGCUCCAGAUACGUUGAAGGCCGAGUUAAGAUCGUUAUAUAGCCAGCUUUGUCAAGAUGAUAUGCCGAUGGUGCGGAGAGCUGCAGCAACCAAUCUUGGGAAAUUUGCUGCUACGAUUGAGUCAGCGCAUUUGAAGACAGACAUUAUGUCCAUGUUUGAAGAUCUUACUCAAGAUGAUCAAGAUUCCGUUAGAUUAUUGGCUGUUGAGGGUUGUGCUGCUCUUGGGAAGUUGUUGGAGCCCCAGGACUGUGUCGCACACAUUCUUCCCGUGAUUGUUAACUUCUCUCAGGAGCUAUCAUCGGACUCUUCUCAGCACGUCAGAUCUGCAUUGGCCUCAGUUAUAAUGGGAAUGGCUCCAGUCCUGGGUAAGGAUGCAACAAUUGAGCAUCUCCUUCCAAUCUUUCUUUCUCUACUGAAAGAUGAGUUUCCCGAUGUACGCUUGAACAUUAUCAGCAAACUCGACCAAGUCAAUCAGGUCAUUGGGAUUGAUCUACUAUCACAAUCCUUGUUGCCAGCAAUUGUAGAACUUGCUGAAGAUAGACACUGGAGAGUAAGACUUGCUAUAAUUGAGUAUAUCCCUUUGUUGGCAAGUCAGUUAGGUGUUGGCUUCUUUGACGAUAAGCUUGGCACUCUUUGCAUGCAUUGGUUAAAAGACAAGGUUCACUCAAUCCGCGAUGCUGCUGCAAACAAUCUGAAGCGGCUUGCUGAGGAAUUUGGUCCUGAAUGGGCAAUGCAACAUAUCGUUCCUCAGGUUCUUGAGAUGAUUAACAACCCUCAUUAUCUAUACCGUAUGACGAUUUUGCGUGCGGUUUCUCUUCUUGCACCAGUGAUGGGCUCGGAGAUCACAUGCUCUAAGCUGUUACCUGUAGUAAUGACUGCUUCCAAAGACAGGCAAGUUCUCUCACUGGUUCCAAAUAUCAAAUUCAACGUAGCCAAAGUGCUUCAGUCUCUCAUUCCAAUAGUCGAUCAAUCGGUUGUAGAGCAGACGAUCCGUCCUGGGCUUGUGGAGCUAAGCGAGGAUCCAGAUGUUGAUGUGAGGUUUUUUGCAAACCAAGCUCUUCAAUCUAUUGACAAUGUCAUGAUGUCUAGUUAAGGAAAACUUUUUCAGAUCUUGUCUCUGCUCUAUAAAUCUGGUUUUUCUAUUUGAUGCAAUAUCAAAACCUCAAGACUUUUGUAACGUAGUACUGAGAUUUCUUGUGUUCUGUUUUUAAUUACACGUAAAACACUUGAGUCACUCGGUAGGGAACUUGUCCAUUGUCUUGUCUUGCUACUAAUGUGUUUUUAUGUAUUUUGUUUUUAAUAACUUCUCCUUUAGUUUACGAACAUGUAGCUUUUACUUGCUACCAAUUUUACUGAAUUUUAUGAUUUUAAACCUAACCGGCAU